This is a messenger RNA of Nezara viridula (southern green stink bug), 1704 nucleotides long. The record is from the annotation of a GenBank genome assembly. NCBI's taxonomy places the organism in Eukaryota, Metazoa, Arthropoda, Insecta, Hemiptera, Pentatomidae.
GUUUUGUUGUUAUCAGUGUUUGACAUUGUCAUUAGUAGCUAAAAAAAGAUAGUUUCGAGUACUAUGUUUGGUGCUGAUGCGUUAAACUUCAUUUUCCAAAACCCUCUUGCUGACACCACAGUAUCCAUCAUUACAAAAACAGCAAAAAUAUUAACUAAAGGGGCUGAUGCUUUUUUACCCAAACCUAAUCAGCAGCCUGUCCAACAAAUAAUAAAGAUGGAUCCUGAACCUUUAUGGAAAUUAGCAGGUAGAGGUGGCAUUUUCGUGAAAUUGGCUGCAAUAUCUGGAAGUGCUGCAGUUGUCCUCGGAGCUUAUGGAGCCCAUACUGUCCUGCCCGACAAAGAUAAAGAUGAAAAUGCUAAAGUGGCUUUUCAAACAGCAAACAGAUACCACUUCUUUCAUACCUUGGCUUUAUUAGGGGUACCACUUUGCAGAUAUCCUGCAAUAAGUGGUUCUCUCUUCAUUCUUGGGCUUUCCCUGUUCUCUGGAACAUGUUACUACUAUUCCAUCACUGGUGACAACAGAUUUCGUCGCCUGACUCCUGUCGGUGGCACCUGCCUUAUUCUUGGUUGGAUUGCUAUGCUUUUCUAAUCAUUUCAGAAACUUUUUUGAAUAGGUUUUUUUUUUUGUAGCCGUUAUGUGAUACUUCAAUAUAAGUUGGUUAAUUUUAUGAUAUUUGUUUAACUUUAGCCACAGAAAUGGCACAGGUAAGCAGAUAUGGAGUUGGUAUUUAGUUUUGGUCUCAUUUAUUUGAAAUAAAUGUGUGAAUUGAAGUAGAAAAUAGUUAUAGACCUUUAAGUUAAUUAUUUUCUGUUUUCAGCUCUCUGUUAUAUAACUUAAAAUAUUAUGUUUACAGAUAUUUCGUCUUGUAGAUGUUUUAUGCAUAAUUUGGUAUUUAUAUACUUUCCAUAUCAGAAACUAAUUUAUAUUUCUGGUUACAAAUUUACCCAUCUCUGUUAUUCAUUAGCUGUAGAUCAUGUAGUAUUUCCCCAAUUAGUUACCAAACAGUUAAGUCAAUAGUUGUAUUAGGGUGUGUCAUUUUAAUUAAAUUUAAUGUAAUUUUAUUAAUUGUAUUUUAUAAUGCAGUUUUAUAGAUGUUUAAGUAAAAAGGAAAAGCAUUUACAGUGUUUUAAAAUAUAAUUAUCGAAAAAUUAGUCUAUUGACCAAUAGUAAUCUGUAUUUAUUUAUUUAAAAAUACAAAAGGAAACAAUGUUUGACCACAGUACAGAAUUAUUUAUUAACAUCAUUAAAAUUAUUAUGGAAUGAAUAUUUAAUUGAAAUUUUUUGUUUUAAAUGAUUUUUUACAUAAGAAUGUAAGGUAUAAAAGUACUUUGUUUAUAAUUACUCUGCAGUUAAUUUGGAUUUUAGUGUAAACAAAAUUAUCAGAUCUCAACUAAAAAAAGAAGAAAAAAACUUGAAUGUUAUGAAUUGUUUUGGUUUAUUCCACUUGGUAUUAUUUGUUAAUUAGGAACUGACCCUUUUUCAUUUUUGAAAAGCUAAGUUUAAAAAUCCUUAGUUGAUUAAGUCUUAUUUUAAUUUUUUUUAGUUGUGACUUUUUUCUUUAUUUGACUGUGAUGUAAAAAUAUUUUUUUUUAUUGUUGAUUUGUUGUGUUACAUUCUAAUGUUUGUCUUUAUAUCAUAAGAAUAUUUGAAACCUUGAUUUUGUCAUUGUAUAUUUGAAAUAAAUCUUACUAUCCAAAGUUA